AUGGGAGUCGUUGCACAGGACAUCACGGACGAUGUUGUCGUCGACUACAUCUCCGGCCUCGUCGACGACGAGGACGAGGAAGUCGAUGAGAUCGUCUCCAUGACACGGGGUAUGCUGACGGGCGGCCCGUCGUCCUCGAACACCAAGGCGCUGGACGAGUUUAUGGAGCGCCUGGAGGCCUACCUCGAGUCGCAGAGCAGCAAGCGCGUGCGCAAGAGCGACAAGGCGACCAAGCUCGACAAGACGGUCUCGAUGCGCAACCAGCAGCAGUCGGCGACGAUCGCCAUGUCGGGCACCGUGGACCUGGACAGUGUGAACAAGUCGCACACGUCGCGCGUCGACAUGGCCAAGCUCGCCAAGGCCGAGGCCAAGCUCAAGGCCAAGCUCGAGAAGCGCUCGAAGCGCUCCCUGUACGAAGGCUCGAAGCUCAUCGAGCUGCAGAAGAAGCAGGCCAACUACGAGGAAAUGUUCAUGCGCGUCAACCCGCUCGACCUCUCUGGCGCCGCCAAGGGCAAGUCGAAGGACAUCCACCUCACCAACAUCGACGUCUCGUUCGCUUCCAACCGUAUCCUCUCCGGCGCCACCCUCACCAUGGCCUACGGACGCCGCUACGGUCUCAUCGGUCGUAACGGUGUGGGUAAGUCGACGCUGCUGCGCCACAUGGCGCUGCGUGAGCUGCCGAUCCCGCAGCACAUUUCCGUGCUGUACGUCGAGCAGGAGAUUGUGGGCGACGACACGAAGGCGAUCGACAGUGUGCUCAAGGCCGACGUAUGGCGACACAAGCUGCUGCAGGACGAGAAGGAGGUGAACGAGCAGCUGGAGAAGAUGGAGCGUGAUGGACCGGGAACAGACGCCGAGGCGGUGCGUGUCGAGUUUGAGCGGGAGAAGGACGACCUCGCGACUCGUCUUGGCGAGAUCCAGCGCUCGCUCGUCGAGAUGGAGGCCGAGACUGGCCCGGCGCGUGCCGGUGCCCUGCUUGCCGGUCUCGGUUUCAGCGAGGAGGACCAGCAGAAGCCGACGAGCUCCUUCUCUGGAGGUUGGCGUAUGCGUCUUGCGCUCGCGCGUGCGCUCUUUGUCAAGCCGGACGUGCUCAUGCUCGACGAGCCGUCGAACAUGCUGGACCUGAACGCCAUCGCCUGGCUCGAAGACUACCUGCAAACGUGGCCGGGAACGAUCCUCGUUGUUUCGCACGACCGUGCCUUCCUCGACGCGGUUGCGACCGACAUUGUGCACCAGCACUCCCAGCGCCUCGACUACUACAAGGGCAACUUUACCAACUUCUACGCGACCAAGACGGAGCGUGCCCUCGCCCAGCGCAAGGAGUACGAGGCCCAGCUCGCGUACCGCCAGCACCUGCAGGCGUACAUUGACCGAUGGCGCUACAACGCCAACCGCGCGCAACAAGCGCAGUCGCGUAUCAAGAUUCUCGAGAAGCUGCCAGACCUCGAGCCGCCAGAGGAGGACGACGCGAACGAAAAGUUCAAGUUCCCGGACCCGGACAAGAUCUCGCCGCCGCUCCUGCAGCUCGACGAGGCGACGUUCGGAUACUCGCCCGACAAGCUGAUCCUGAAGGACGUCAACAUGAACGUGGACCUGGACAGUCGCCAGCCAUCAUUGGCCCGAACGGAGCAGGCAAGUCGACGCUGA
Molecule: messenger RNA, 1647 nt
Organism: Trichosporon asahii var. asahii CBS 2479
Lineage: Eukaryota; Fungi; Basidiomycota; Tremellomycetes; Trichosporonales; Trichosporonaceae
Product: translational regulator GCN20-like ABC transporter protein
Exons: 2
Coding region: 1-1647 (548 amino acids)
Molecular function (GO): ATP hydrolysis activity; ATP binding
Source: RefSeq, a predicted model, not a curated record